This is a messenger RNA of Magnolia sinica, 1210 nucleotides long. RefSeq lists its product as uncharacterized. The record is from RefSeq and is a predicted model, not a curated record. NCBI's taxonomy places the organism in Eukaryota, Viridiplantae, Streptophyta, Magnoliopsida, Magnoliales, Magnoliaceae. The transcript is spliced from 4 exons. Bases 1 to 600 code for a protein of 199 amino acids.
AUGAACAAAACCACCCAAACACACUAUAAGAAAGUUGGGCAUAUCCGACGCUUUUUUAGCGGCGGCCCAUCACCGUCGGAUGCUCGGUCGACUUUAAAAAAAAAGGCCUGUUACUGUCUGUCUCUCCCUCUCCAUCUCCGCCAUCUCGUCUCUCCCUCUCCCGUCCUCGAUCUCUCUCCCUCAUACUCUCUCGAUCUCUCUCCCUUCCUCUCCCUCCGCCUCUCGAUCUCCCUCUCCUCCCUCUCUCUCGAUCUCUCUUUCCCUCGUUUUCUUCGACGUGUUGUUCCUUCUUCUAUCUGUCUCCAACAAUCGAAGAAAGUAGAAGAAAGAAGAGAAAAUCGAAGCUGCAAUCAUCAGGAUGGAAGACGGAAUGUCUUCUAUCGUCUUCGACUGUUUGGAGGGAACAUUCGAUUCAUGGUCCUUCGAAUGAAAAGAUCAACUAGGGGCACCUUCUGUGAUUUGAGGCUUCAUCUCAUCAUUAAUAAUGCCAGAUAUCUGAUGUGGUUGAUGAGGAAGUCUGCAAGCUGGAUGAAAAGUUCAAGGAAGGGAGUCAGUCAUGUUCGAGUUCGUGUUCGUGUUCUUGGCUUUAGGCAUCUAUAAGGAUUGACAAUGGAUGUUUUAAAGGUUACCUAGUUUAUUUUCCCCUAGAAUAGCAAAAAGUGAGUUUGGUCCGGUCCCAUCCACUAUUGGUCCAUUAUAUCAGCAGUUUAGAUUAUCUACAUGGACCCCACUUCUCCAAAAUCAAUGGUCAUAGUAUUACUCUAGAAAAAAGUUAUAUUUUUGUUUUGUUUUUUGUCUAUUUUCUGACUUAGACCUUGAAUCUUUUCUUUUUUGUUUUUGUGUGUGUAUGUAGUGUUUCUAAUUGUCUUACAAAUUCCCUGCUUUAUCUUCAAACAGGUGGCACUGGCACACUUCCUCUUCUCUGCCAUUAUUAUAUUAUGUCAAGGUAAAUUCAAGACGGAUCUGUGUUUUACAUGUCACAGCCACUCAGAACACAAUGAAUGGUGAUUUGGAGUGUGACUUAAUUUUAACUGCUAACUGGUGCUGAUGCCUUUUACUGCUACACAGCUCACCAUAGAUCGACAGAAGAAACCAGUCCGUUGGAAACAAUGGCAAUCAUUGGCAACAAGGAGAUCAUUGACAUUAACCAAGGUAUGUUAGCUGUUUAGACUGGUGUAUUAAAAAAAAAAAAAAAAAAAACUAGGAUACA